This is a messenger RNA of Cuscuta campestris, 1256 nucleotides long. The record is from the annotation of a GenBank genome assembly. NCBI's taxonomy places the organism in Eukaryota, Viridiplantae, Streptophyta, Magnoliopsida, Solanales, Convolvulaceae.
AGUACUGACCAAAGGGCUGCAAAUUAGUUACGGCAUAUUAUUGAAAAAGAGAACAAGGCUGCAGGAGGAGCCGCACGAGGCAACUCGAUGUGCCAACCAACGCCGUUGUGGUCGCCGACUGCACAGCCACCACAGGCCACCGCUGGGUUGCCAGAAAAACUGAUCCAGUACUUGAGUUUAAAGCAAAUUAGAUUAAACCUUACGUCCAAUCUUUUUUUUGCUUUUGUCUCCUUUUUUUCGACAUAUGGAUCUGCACGGCAGCACCAAUUGGACGGCGACUGUUCUAGCACUGCUUGCGGACGACGACGGUACCCAACAACCUACUACUCUUGCCCCAAUCUGGUCAGUGUUGCUCCCGGCGGCUCUGCAAGUGAAGAUGACAGUGACGGCAACUCCUUCUACGCGUGGCUAUCGCCGGCGGAUGACUCCGCUGCUUACGGACUUUGGCCGCACUUCAAGAAGAUGAUGGCGCAGAUGGAGGAGCUCUGGAAUGCAGGGGAACCUCACUGGAUCAGAAGCUCUUCUUCGCUCUGCUGCGGGCCUGCAGUACUUCAGAUCUCCAGCGGCGGCGAGACCUCUGUAGCGGAGGCGGUGGCGGGACCUAGGCUGACUCUGAAUAGAACAAGAUUCCGGUGCCUUCCAAUUGGCAGUGUCAUGGAUAUGACAAGCCAAUUUAUACAAACACUAAAUAUCCAUUUCAUUUUGAUCCAUCCAAAGUUUCUAAUGAGAAUCCCAUUGGCUACUACAGGACUAUGUUCUUCCUUCCUAAAGAAUGGGAAGGAUAGCAGACUGCCAGCUGAAUUUGAGAUAACAGAUUUUUGUCAACCAUGUGGGUCUGAUAACUGCAAUUGUCUAGCUGUUGAAGUAAUGCGCUGGAGUGAUGGUACAUACAUACCUUAAAGAUCAACACCACUGGUGGCUUUCUGGCAUUCACCGCAAUGUUCUUCUUCUAGCAAAGCCAAAGAUAUUUAUUGCUGAUUAUUAUUUUAAAUCAAAUUUGGCUCGAGAUUUUUCUUAUGCAUAUACAGAGCUCUCCGGUAUUAUAUUGUACAACAAGAUGGGUACGGGAAAAGGAUCCAUCAAGAUUAGUACACUAUGAAGGUGGUGGGUCCAGGACGUCAUCCAUAGACAUUGUCUGCCCAAUGUAUGCUCGUGUCUCGAAUAUAGUUGAGAUAGCCAACGAUCGAACUGAGUACCGCCCAGUAAUACUAUGCGAAUAUUCACAUGCAAUGGGUAACAGCAAUAGGAAUCUCCAU